Ictalurus furcatus (blue catfish) is the source of this 8540-nucleotide messenger RNA. It is a transcript of the gene caskin2a, whose product is annotated as CASK interacting protein 2. The record is from RefSeq and is a predicted model, not a curated record. Gene Ontology annotation, molecular function: protein binding. The transcript is spliced from 22 exons. The coding region runs from base 506 to 4399 and encodes 1297 amino acids. NCBI's taxonomy places the organism in Eukaryota, Metazoa, Chordata, Actinopteri, Siluriformes, Ictaluridae.
GCGACCUCUGAGCUGUGGCGUGUGUGUGUGUGUGUGUGUGUGUGUGGAGUUGCGGUAGAAUUUGUUUGUGGGCGGAGUCAAGGGGCAGACACGAGCGCGCGCUUCUCCGCUGACUCGCGAGCGCUCGGUGGAGUGUCACACACGUUCACGCGCUACCGGAGUCGGCUUCCGUCUUAUGUAUGAGGAAAGAAAAGGCUGAGCUCACAGGACUGGAUUAAUGUUUUAAUAUUAUUCUGCUGUUUGGUUAUUAGACUUCAUCAACUUCAUGUCGCGCGGAUCUUCAGCAAGUUUCAGGAUACAAGAUGGUACUUGCAAUAGAUAAACAGGAUGGAUGGAUGGAGCAGAGACCCUGAAUAAGAACACCCAGACUAUAUAGGUUGCCUCUGAUAAAGGAAUUAGCGGCUAACGUGAUGCUUGGAAAGCGAAGAGAUGCGGCAUGUUGUGGAGAAACGAGAUUACGCUCGUCUGAAGUGAGACUAUAACUCGUCAGGGUUGGACAGCAGCCAUGGGGAAAGAGCAGGACCUCCUGCUGGCUGUGAAGAACGGAGAUCUUAGCGCUGCUCAUAAACUCCUCGCCAAGAUUAAGGCUAACCGAAAUAAGUUACUCAGCUCAACAAAGAAACUGAACAUCAACUACCAGGACACAGAUGGGUUUUCAGCUCUUCACCAUGCGGCUCUCACGGGCACCACCGACCUGCUGUCUCUGCUUCUGGACGCCCAGGCUACAGUGGACAUCAAGGACCGCAACGGAAUGCGACCGCUCCACUACGCUGCCUGGCAGGGAAAGGCAGACUCGGUACUGAUGCUGCUGAGAGCUGGAGCUUCUGUUAACGGAGCGUCACAGGACGGACAAAUCCCUCUGCACCUGGCUGCUCAGUACGGACACUACGAUGUGUCUGAGAUGCUUCUCCAGCACCAGUCCAACGCCUGUACGGUCAACAAGGCCAAGAAGACCCCACUGGACCUGGCCUGUGAGUUCGGCAGGCUGAAGGUGGUGCAGCUGCUGUUGAGCAGUAACAUGGUGGUGGCUCUAUUGGAGGGUAACGGGAGAGACAACACACCCCUGCACCUCGCCGCCCGCAACGGCCACAAGGACAUCAUCAGAUUGCUCCUGAAAGCGGGAAUCGAUAUCAACAGAACCAUCAAAGCUGGAACGGCACUUCACGAGGCAGCGCUCUACGGCAAAACCGAUGUCGUCAAGCUGCUAUUGGAUGCUGGGAUUGAUGUGAACAUCCGGAACACAUAUAACCAAACGGCUCUGGACAUCGUGAACCAGUUCACCACGUCCCACGCCAGCAAAGACAUCAAACAACUGCUCCGAGAAGCCUCGGGAGCAAUGCAGGUGAGAGCGCUAAAGGACUACUGGAACCUUCACGACCCUACAGCUCUGAACAUACGUGCCGGAGACGUCAUCAUGGUUUUGGAGCAGCACGUAGAUGGACGUUGGAAAGGACACAUCCAUGACAGUCAGAGAGGCAUCGACCGCGUGGGAUACUUCCCUCCGUCCAUCGUGGAGGUCAUAACGCGGAGAUCUGGGGGCUUCCUCUCUCGCCAGGCCUCCCUGCCCAACCAACGACAUCACACUCUAACCAGAGCUCCGGCCCCCUGCAGCCCUCACCCCGCCCCCCACACUGAUGACUCGUACACCCUGUAUUCACCCACUCAUCCUGACUCACCACGCCCAAACGGCUUGAACCAGCACCCAGGUACUGUGUGUUCUUCUGCUCACACACUCAUCAGCACGCCUCAAAAACACACACUUUCUGGUUCUCCUCCUGACAGUCCCAGUGCCUUGUGUAUUCCAGCUAGUACCAAAGAGCCAGAGGAUAUUUGGGUCCUCAGGAGCUCUUUCACUGGAGACAGGAACAGUGUUGGGAGCGCAGGCAGUGUAGGGAGCAGUCGUAGCGCUGGCAGUGGACAGAGCACUGAGGGCAACUUUACCCACAAUGCACAGCAUCAGACCAGCACCACCACACAGGACGUCAACAAGGUCUCGCCCUCUGGUGGUGAAGUGGUAGAACAGCAUGGCCUGGCUUCUGAUGUCAUUAACGCUGAGCCUGCAGGUCGCAGGCCGGAUCAGAACAGCUCCAGAGCCGGUGAACAAGCUGUCAGGCCACAUGUUAUCCGUCCAGAACAGUUACUGGAGGGCAGGGAUGCCGAGGCCAUCUUCCAUUGGCUGCGUGAGUUUCAUCUGGAGCAGUACACUACAAACUUCCUCACAGCUGGCUACGAUGUGCCAACCAUUAGCAGAAUGACUCCUGAGGAUCUUACGGCCAUUGGUGUGACUAAGCCAGGUCAUCGCAAGAAGAUCUCCACUGAGAUCAGCAAACUGAACAUCCCAGAGUGGCUACCAGACUACAUUCCAGCCGACAUUGGUGAAUGGCUCGGUAUCAUUGGACUCGCUCAGUACCAGAAAAGGCUAGCCGAGAAUGGCUAUGACUCCGUUAACAUUGUGCGAGACAUUACAUGGGAAGAUCUGCAGGAAAUUGGCAUCAAUAAGCUGGGCCACCAGAAAAAGAUGAUGCUUGCAGUCAAGAAACUUUGUGAUGUUCAAAAGGCUUUGAGGAACCAAGCAGAGGGCAGUGGGACGCUGCAGAGGAGACAUCCUCAUACCCUGGAGCUGGUAGCUAUCGAGUCGGCCGACGGUGCCGAUGGCCCUUCCUCACCCCUCUCGCCCAAGAUGCUCACCUUCCAGGAUAGUGAGCUAAGCACUGAGCUACAGAAUGCUAUGAUUCAGAGUGGCUAUGGUGGCUGCCAGGAAGGGUUUGGUGCUGUGCUAAGUGGAACAAUGACCGUGUCUCUGAGUCAAGAGAGUAUCAGCACACGCUCACGGGGCACUGGGCACUCACAAGAAUGGCCUUUGAAUUCUGUAACUCCCCACAGCCAUUCAAAUGAGAGUUUGGGCAGCUCAGACUGCAGUGCCCUCAAGGAUUGCCCAGUUCUGCCUGCCAAGAUGGCACCACCAUUACCUCUAAAGAAGCAGCAGUCUACACAUGGAAGCCCACCGAUAACACCAAGCAAGACGGCUCGAUUAGCCUACCCUGCGGCCCAGUCCAACCCUGGAAUCUCCGCAAAACCAGAUGGUUCCUCCAUCCAGAGAGGAUUUAGCUACCUCCAAAACAUCAAUUCAGAUCAGACUUGCACUGCUCAAUCCAGACCCAGUGGUGAGAACCGCCAGCCAAAGAAGCGCACACAAAGCCUGUCACGGUAUGCCCUCUCUGAUGGGGAAGGAGAAGAAACUGAAACACCAGUAUUACCACCCAACCUGGUCUCGUAUGCUACACUCACACGCAAGCCUGGUCAUGGUCAAACAACUUCCGCUGCCAAUGACAGGCAAGUGGGCCGGACUCAAUCCUUUGUAAUACGUGCCAAGAGGAAGGGGCCACCCCCACCUCCUCCCAAGCGGCUGAGUUCUGCCUCGAGUGCAGGAAAUAGUGGUGGGGUGGAAAUCGAGAGUGCUGGGAGUGUUCGAAUCAUUGCCGCCAGGCUGGAAAAGAGUGGAGAUAGCCCCACUAAGACCCCCAGCAGCCCCUCAUUCAAAUCUCCCUCACCUGCCACCCAAUCCAAACCUAUAAGCAUUCAGAGAGAGAAAACCAGUGAGGUCUCUCUGUGUCAAACUGGUCAUGCCGAGCUCAGUGGAGUAAAACCUGAGGAGCAAGACAUGAAGCUUCAGUCAAGCCAAGAACAUACUCCUUCCAUGUCCCUUCAGGGAACUUUGUGUGAAAGCAUUCCAUUCGCCCAAGAGGGCAAAGGGACCAUAAAGCAGCGGCCAAGAAUGGAAGUGGCUAAAAUGGACACUGAAGUCAGCUUCCAACCCCUGAAACCUGCUCAGUUGCAUAAAUCAUCCUUAAAAUUACCAGAGUUCAAUCUGAAGGAGUCAGACACUGUCAAGAGGAGGCAUAAACCCAGAGAAAAGGAACUGCAGAUCACCAGUCAGGACCCAGUCCCAGGAUGGGAGAGUUCCCCAGCGACUGAGAAGAUCUCAUUCUGCAUGCCAAAUGGUGGACCAAUAGGGAACCUCUCUCCACCGAAACCUCCAACACCCUGUAAACCAACAAGGCAUUAUGGUGCAGCCCCAUUGGUAGUAGAGGGAACUCCUCAUAUUCUGGCAACCAGGAUGGGGCAGGACAUUGCCUUCACUGUCUCCUCUCCAAUAAGAAGAGAGUGUCUAACCAUCAGUGGACCCCAGGACCAAAAACAAGAUGAGAUUGUCCACAAACGAAUAGAGCAGACCAGCACUUCCCUGGUGGCAGCCCUUGAAGUGGUGGAGAGAAAUUUAGCUCAGACGGAUCAGACUGACAGUGGUGUUUACACUGUGAGAUCAGCAGGUAACAUUCUGGAUGACAUCGGGAACAUGUUUGAUGAUCUUGCUGACCAGCUGGAUGCCAUGUUGGAUUGACCCCAUUCUUUCAUAUUGUACUGUUUGCGUAUCGUCUCCGGGGUGGACAGAGAGUCUUUCUGGCACGCUGUAAGAGUGUCCGAUCUUUCUAAAACCUUCGGGUCCGUUGAAUUACUGCUUCUGAGUGGGGCUUUCCUUCUGGAUGGUCAAUAAAUCACUGGAUUCAAGAUGCCAUGUAGCUAUAGACUGUGGACUCGCAAUCGGAGAAGUAAGAAUGAAACGAGACACCCAUCAGAGGUUGGUUCACUCAGACCGGGUGUGGUCGAUUUGCUCCUGCCUGGACUUUAUAGCACUUACUGUUUACUGUGUUCCAGAUUUGUGAGGAGAAAGAUUUUAAUUUCCUGUUGCGCACACGGAAAAAGCUAGUGUCUCAUUUGUGCUUUAUUCAGGCCCUAAAGUGCACAUCACAUCAUUUGUUAUACUACUGUAUAACAGCAUGAUAUCUACUACUUUUUAUGUGUGUUUAAAGUUUGUCUUCUCAUCUCGGAGAGUCUUCUCUUAUGAAAGUACUAUAUUUUCCAGACAAUAAUUCGCUUCAGAAUAUUACAUAGCAGUGUUUUAAUGUGAAAACCUUCUAACUUACUCCUAAUUAACUAAGUAGCUUUUGUGUGUCUGAUCACUGCUGUUAUGAUGAUACUAAUUUUCUCUAACACUGCAGUGGGAUUUGCACUGUUAUGUCGGUGGCAAACUAAAGGCACUUCUGAUAACCAUCCAUAACUACUGUACAAACACUAACAAAUGGUUAAACUCCCGUAAUUGCUUAAAAACAUGCCUGCCACGAAUACAGUACAAAUCGUCACACUUCUGUCACUGCUGGAGUAGCAUGCCCAUUGUAAAAACAGUAGGAAAUGGCCAAACUACCAUGAUUUACGUUUGUAUUUACUACAAAAACCACAUGGAACGAGCAACAUUCCUACAGUUAAUUACAGUAAUCACUAUAUUAGCGUACUAUUGGGAAAUAAAAACCAAAACAAAACAAAAAAAGCCAAACUACUAUAAGUGCUGGAGUAUUUUGCCUACCAUAAAACCAUCAAUAGCUUUUGGCCAAACUAUUACAGCAUCUAGAGCAGCAUGUCUAGGGUAAAAACACUAACAAAUGGUAAACGUCUUUUAACUAAUGGAGUAGCAUAUCCUACCAUUAAAAAUACAAAGUAAAAUGAGAAACCAUCAUUUCUAUAGUAGUGUGUCUACUGCAUGGGCAAACAACCUUAACUGCGACCAUCAGAAUAAUACCAAAUGCCUGAACUACUGCCAUCAUAGUACAUCUAUCAUAAAAACACCAGCAAACGGCCAAACUACUAUAAUUGCUAGCUAAUCAUGGCUACCGUAAAAACACUACAACAUGGGUAAACAAUUGUAAAUGCUAAAAGAGAACACAUACCAUAAGUACACUAAAAAUGGCUGUAACUGCUGUCGUAGUACAUCUAUGAUAUAAAGACACCUUAAACUACUACCAUAAUUGUUGGGGUAAAAAAAAAAACCCUAAAAAUGGGAAAACUAACGUAAUUGCUCUGACAAUUAGGCAUAUGAGUGUAAUUUAAAUAAAAUAAAUUUAGUAGCCCGCCUUAAAAACCCAUGCCUGUUAAGAUUUUUUUAAAAAUUACACGUCAAUUUGUUGUACACGUUUGACGGAAAUAAACUCUUUGAUUCUUUAAAAGAUAUUAAGUACCAAAGCCCAGGAUCUGGUAAAAUGUGAGUAAUGAUCUGUAAGUGCUGAGAUUUCUAAUAGCACACAAUCUCUAUGGACCAAAUUUGUCAGAUACUGACUGCAGAAUUAGGACCAAUGCGUUAUUUGUACAACUAUUGGUAACACUUAGUAUGAACCCUGCAUUCAAAUGCAUUUAUAGUACGUUAUCUAGCAUACAUGAUACCUAUGCCAACCGUUGAUUGGUUAAUUAUUAAUUAACAAUAGCAUGCUUUAAAAAAAAAAAAAAAAAAAGAUUAUUAAUUAAAGAACGAGACGUCAUAGCUAUCAGUUUCUAGUUACUUUUAAUGUUGUGGGACAUACACAAAGCAAGUUAGUAUCACUUACUGUACAUUAUAGGAGCUAUAAACAGUCAUUCCCCUCAAAGCAGCCUCACUUUUUCACUCUCUUGGAGUUAAUAAAAUGCAAACUGGGAAAAAAAAACAAAAACGGAAAGCGCAACGUCCUCCGUCCCGAAGACUUUCCAGUGGCGGGAAACUUACUGACUGUUACAAAUCGCUGACACUGGAGACUCCUUCCAUAAAUGUUUCAUAAAACAUCUCCUAACAGAAACUUCACCACAUUAACAGCUGUAUAUUUUUUCUUUGUUGAGUAUAAUGGUUUUUUUUUUUUUGUUUUUAAAAUUCCUUUUAUUAUUAGCCUUAGAUUAUGUUGAGCGUCUGAGCUACACGGUCCUGUGAAUGAGUUGUUAUGUUGAGUUAUGUUGGGCAUUGUAAGGUAUUAUGUAUGCGAUGUGACAAAUAACAUUUCAUAAAUGUGUUUAUAAUGCAUAAGGAAUACAUGAUUCAUCACAAGUGUUACCCAACUAUCUAUAUCGAAAAUGAUUGUAAAUAAAAACAAGCACCAAACAGCACAUUCAUCUGACCCACAGAUUCCCAGUAUGAAUUGUUAUAAAUUGUUAUAAAUAGUGUUAAUAAUGAAUAGUCAUAGUUUUUUAUAGCGAGAGACAGUAUUGGUAGCACUGACUGCAUGUAUAGUGUUUCUGUUUGCAUCCUUCACUCGCAAUGCUGAUUAAAAAAAAAAAAAAAAGGAAAUUUCAGUUGUAGUUUGCGAGAUCUUCAAUUCCUAUAGGGCCACAUUCAGAGUUGAGUUAAGCAUGGAUUUAGUAUUUACUAUAUUAGAGAAUCAUAUGAUGUGCCGGAUCAAGUGCUGUUUUAUACGCUGCUGAAUAAUGAGGGUGAAAGCCAUGUCGUUCGAUUAGACCCAAUUUACAGUGAUUAAUGUGAACUAGGCCUAUUCGUGCAGUGAUGUGUUAGGGAUACCCACUUCGCACUGGAUUAUCCCGCUCAUAUAUAUAAAUAUCUAUAUAUAUAGAUAUAUAUAGAUAUAGAUAUAUAUAUAUAUUUCACUUGCCAGCAUUGACAAGUUAAAGCCGUCAUUGAUGUUUGCAGUGCAAAAUCUGACUGAAAGGAUAAAAAUAACGGUUAAUUUUCGUUAGUUGUAUUCUAUCCGGGUCGUUAGAUCUAGAGUUGUAUGUUACUAUGGUUAGAGUUGUUUAUUUACAACGGUGAUUAAACUGACUGGAACUACCUGUGCAAAUUCAACAGUCUGAACACACACCUUCCAGCCAUUCAGAAUCGAGUAUUCAGACAGACCGUGGUAUAAAUGAGCGAUAUACUAGACGUACUAGAUGUUUAUUGUAUUAUUAUACGCAUGCCAUCUGCUUUUUUAUGUAUCGUCAUAUUAGUCUUUUUUUGUUUGUUUGUUUGUUUUUUUUUCAUUGAUAAAUGCUCUUACUUUGCUUUGAAAAAAAGAAUAAUUAUGUCCUUCUUCAGUCAGCAUUUUCUAGUCCUGAAUUUUAUUUUAUUUUUUGGAUGAGACUUAAAGGAAGAGCUUAUGUUUAAAUACUCUGAUGUAGAUGCUAUAGAAUAACCCUGUCAUGGAUAUUUAAGUAAAAUCUGCCAAGCUCAGAGGCGCCACUUACCCACAGGUGGUUUCCAUAAACGGGGAGCUUAACUUAAUCAUGUGCUUAACCCGACUCUGAAUACCAGGAAUGUUCCCUGUGUAAAUAUUGACAUAACUUUUUCAACUCAAGUCACCGACUCUGAAUACGGCCCACAAUUAUAAACUGUAAGCAUAAGCACGGAACCACUUUGGUAAGAACAAUGUACUAAACACAGUUUAACCAAAAGGAUGUAAUACAUUCAGUUGCUUUACUGCUGAAUUUCAACACUCUAAAAGUAAUAGUCAGUCAUAUAGGCUUAUAAAUUUUAUUUUGCUACUCUUGUUGUUUUUGCACUGUGUAUCUACUGUAUGCACUAUACUGUAUUUAUUUUUAGAUUAUUGUAUACAAUGCAUGUACAGUACAAGCUAGCUUACCAAUACCCGACUGAAAAAAAAAAAGCAAAGAUUUUUGUUAUAUUUGUGUAAUGUUUUGAUAUAUAUUACGCAGUCCAUCAGAUCUGACUGCAAGAGGAAUAAAGCUUCCUAAACGUG